UGCGUUAAUUUAGUCAGUUGGUAGCAAGCAGUGCUAACGUUCACAUCGGUGCUUGGAAAAUCAUAUCGUGUCCUCGUGGUUAUCUCGUGCUUUGUCGUCGCGAUAUCGAGCCAGUCGAUCAGUUGCAAUUCGUACUUCGUCGAGUGAUGUUGUGCUAGGCAGAAAGGUGGGCUGGUAGAAAGGUGAAUAAAGAAACUUACAAAGGAAACCGAAUCAACAGAAGAAACAAACAAAAUCGAGUGCGUUUGAAGUGGUUUGAGUGUUUGCCGCGUGCUUUAAGGGGGGAGCUAAAUUAAAAAGUGAUUACGCGCGAGUGUAGUUUUUCCGCCUCCCCCAUCACAACAACAGCAGCAACAACAAACCCCGAAAAGUAAUUAAUAUUUUCCGCAACUACCAACAGCAAGUAAGUGCAAAAGACUUUCGUGCGUCAGUUGCAAGGCAAGUUCGUUCGUUUGGUCAAAACAGUUGGUCAUACUACUAGGGAUCGUGCGAGGCUGUGGUUGGUGUACGGCGCCUCGUUGAUGUGCAAGCGUUCCGGCGGCUAGUUUUGUGUCAUCCUUCAGCCGAACAGGUGGUCUGUGAAAGUGUGGUCCUGCUGCUGAAUUUUGAUUACGCUUGUCCAGCAGGCCUGCAAGUAACGUGUCGUCUAGUCUCCUUCGGUGAAGCAAACGAAGGACCUGUGUUAGUAGGUCGUCGCCAAUACCGGACAUGAGUGCUAAUCGACAGCCGCCAUCGGCAUCGAUUCAGCAGUAGUUCCCAUUUCCUGUAUUUGUGUGUGUGUGUUUGUGUGUGUUUAGACAUUGUUUUCCCAACCACAAGAGGUACAGAAAAUCAACACAUCCUUUCUCGGCGUGCAAGUGAGUUUGAAUUCGUCGGUUGGGCAGAAGAUGAUGUCCCAGCAUCUUAAUUCGAUGCUGGAGCACCUCAAGAUGGGUUCAUUGAUGAGCAAGAAUAGCUCGAGCGGUAAGCAGCCGCAACAGCAGCAGCAGCCGUCGCAGCAGCAGCAGCCGCAACAGGUUGUACCAUCGUCGUCCGCCAACGGGACCAUUCCCGCCGGUGCGAAUGGCGCCCCCAAUGGUAGCUGUGCGAACAACAACGUGCACUGCAACCAUCACAGCAGCCCGGGCGCAACCCACCACAAUAACAACAACAAUACGAGCAGCGUCAACCACAACAACAACUGCCAGAACGGUGGUCCGCUCGUGGCGAGUGGCAAGGUGGCCGCUGGUGGUGGUGGUGAUACGCAGACCGUGCUGGUAACGGAGCGGCGCGAAGUGGCCGAAGGUCGCGAAAGCAGCAAGGGCAACCACGUUGGCGAGGAACGGCGCGGCUACGAUAUGUCACGGAAGCGGUGCAGCAUAUCGGUGCAGCAGCACGGUACGGACGGGACGGUGGUGCGGACCAACUAUCGGGAGCUGUCGCCCGCUUCGCUGCGUAUUCAUCGCAAAUCGUCGCACGACAUCCGCAACACGCUGCUCGGACCGGACGGGGAGGUGCUGCAUCUGCACGACCCGUCCGGUAAGGGUGGCGAUGGGAUCGCCAAGAUGCCGGCCGUCGUCAAACCGAUCAAGCUGAAGAGCCUUAUCACCAAGGCGGAAUCGUACGAUACGAUGCACGGCAAGGCGUCCGAUGUGAUGCCGUGCUCGCGGGAAGUGUGCAUGGGAAGCGUGAUGACACCGCACCUCGUCGGUACGGAAGCGCGCAAAUCGGAAAUAGUGCAGCAGCAUGCGAAGGACUUUCUCGAUCAGUACUAUUCAUCUAUCCGACGAUUAAAAUCACCGGCACACGACACGCGCUGGCAGCAGGUGCAGAAGGAGGUGGAAGCAACAGGCUCCUACCAUCUGACGGAAACUGAGCUGAUCUACGGUGCCAAGCUGGCCUGGCGCAAUUCAUCCCGGUGCAUCGGACGGAUACAGUGGUCCAAGCUGCAGGUUUUCGAUUGCCGAUACGUUACGACCACCAGCGGUAUGUUUGAAGCGAUCUGCAAUCACAUCAAAUAUGCCACCAAUAAAGGAAACCUCAGAUCGGCCAUCACGAUUUUCCCACAGCGCACGGACGGCAAGCACGACUACCGCAUCUGGAACAAUCAGAUUAUCUCGUACGCCGGCUAUAAGAACGCAGACGGUAAAAUUAUCGGUGAUCCGGCCAAUGUCGAGUUUACUGAUUUUUGCACCAAGCUCGGCUGGAAGAGCAAGCGCACGGAGUGGGACAUCUUGCCGCUGGUGGUGUCGGCGAACGGGCACGAUCCGGACUACUUUGACUAUCCGCCCGAGCUGAUCCUGGAGGUGCCGCUGAGCCACCCGCAGUUCAAGUGGUUCGCGGAGCUGAACCUGCGAUGGUACGCCGUGCCGAUGGUGUCCUCGAUGCUGUUCGACUGCGGAGGCAUCCAGUUCACGGCGACCGCGUUCAGCGGCUGGUACAUGUCGACCGAGAUCGGUUGCCGCAACCUGUGCGAUGCCAACCGGCGAAAUCUCCUCGAGCCAAUCGCCAUCAAGAUGGGACUGGACACACGAAACCCAACCUCGCUGUGGAAGGAUAAGGCGCUGGUGGAGAUUAAUAUUGCCGUGCUGCACUCGUUCCAGAGCCGCAAUAUUACCAUCGUCGAUCAUCACACCGCCAGCGAGAGCUUCAUGAAGCACUACGAGAACGAAACCAAGCUAAGGAACGGUUGCCCGGCCGAUUGGGUAUGGAUUGUGCCGCCAAUGUCGGCCUCGAUAACGCCGGUGUUUCAUCAGGAAAUGGCCCUCUACUAUCUGCGGCCGUCGUUCGAGUAUCAGGAAUCAGCAAUGAAAACGCACAUCUGGAAGAAGGGGCGAGAUUCGGCGAAAAACAAGAAACCUCGCCGAAAGUUCAACUUCAAGCAAAUAGCUAGAGCUGUCAAAUUUACAUCGAAACUGUUCGGACGCGCCCUGUCCCGCCGGAUCAAGGCGACCGUACUGUACGCGACCGAAACUGGACGCUCGGAACAGUACGCCCGUCAGCUGGUGGAACUGCUCGGACACGCGUUCAACGCACAGAUCUACUGCAUGUCGGAUUACGACAUCUCAUCAAUCGAACAUGAAGCCCUGCUGCUGGUCGUGGCUUCCACGUUCGGCAACGGUGAUCCACCGGAGAACGGAGAGCUUUUUAAGAGCGGAUUGGAGACAAGAAAGAGUAAAACGCUUUUCGCCCAAGAUCUGUACGCAAUGAAGCUGCACGAGAGUGGCCACCAUCAAGCGCACAGUGAGCUCACCAUUGCCGCUUCGUCGAAAUCCUUCAUCAAGGCAAACUCGCGCAGCGAUUUGGGCAAGUUUGGCCCGAUGGGUGGUCGCAAGAUUGACCGGCUUGAUUCACUGCGCGGCUCCACCACGGACACACUUUCCGAGGAAACGUUCGGUCCACUGUCGAACGUACGGUUCGCCGUGUUUGCCCUCGGCUCGUCGGCCUAUCCCAACUUUUGCGCGUUCGGUAAGUACAUCGACAACAUACUGGGCGAGCUGGGCGGCGAGCGGCUGAUGAAGAUGGCGACGGGCGAUGAAAUUUGUGGCCAGGAGCAAGCGUUCCGCAAGUGGGCGCCGGAAGUGUUUAAGAUCGCGUGCGAAACGUUCUGUCUCGAUCCGGAGGAAACGCUCUCGGAUGCGGCCUUUGCGCUGCAGAGCGAACUGUCCGAGAAUACGGUACGGUAUGCGCCGGUUAGCGAGAACGAGCCGCUCGACCGGGCACUGUCCAAGUUCCACAACAAGAAAUCCAUGGAAUGCUCGGUGAAGCGGAAUCCAAUCAAUCUGCACUGCGAGAUGAACGGUACCGAGCGGUCCACGAUUUUGGUAGAGAUCAUGGCGGAAGGGAUCGAUUACGAACCAGGAGAUCAUGUCGGUAUCUUCCCAGCAAAUCGGAAGGAAAUUGUGGAUGGAAUUAUCGAGCGUCUGACGGGUGUUAACGAUCCCGAUGAAGAACUGCAGCUUCAAGUUCUGAAAGAAAAACAAACACAAAACGGUGUCUACAAAUCGUGGGAACCGCAUGAGCGUCUACCCGUGUGCUCGCUCCGCACACUGUUGACCCGUUUCAUGGACAUCACAACUCCACCAACCAGACAGCUGCUGACCUACCUUGCUUCAUGCUGCAGCGAUAAGGCGGACGAGGAAAGACUGCUGAUGCUAGCCAAUGAGUCGUCGGUGUACGAGGAUUGGCGCUACUGGAAGCUGCCCCAUCUGCUCGAGGUGCUGGAAGAGUUCCCCUCGUGCCGACCACCGGCAGCCGUCUUUGUCGCCCAACUGAACGCACUGCAGCCACGCUUCUACUCGAUCUCGUCCUCGCCGAGGAAGUACUCGAAAGAAAUCCAUCUAACGGUGGCGAUCGUCACGUACCGGGCGGAGGAUGGCGAAGGUGCCGAGCACUAUGGCGUGUGCUCGAACUAUCUGGCCAACCUGCAGCCGGACGAUAAGAUCUUCCUGUUUGUGCGCAGUGCGCCAUCGUUCCACAUGUCGAAGGAUCCGACCAGACCGGUCAUCCUGAUCGGUCCCGGUACUGGCAUUGCACCGUUCCGUUCGUUCUGGCAAGAGUGGGACCACAUCAAGUCGGAAAUGGUUGACUGUAAGAUUCCUAAGGUAUGGCUCUUCUUUGGCUGUCGUACAAAGAAUGUUGAUCUAUAUCGGGAUGAAAAGGAGGAGAUGGUCCAGAAGGGUGUUCUCGAUCGCGUGUUCUUGGCACUAUCGCGCGAGGAGAACAUUCCAAAGACCUAUGUACAGGAUCUGGCCCUCAAGGAGGCGGACUCGAUCUCGGAGCUCAUCCUGCAGGAAAAGGCUCACAUCUACGUCUGCGGUGACGUCACCAUGGCCGAGCACGUGUACCAGACGCUGCGCAAAAUUCUAGCGACGCACGAAAACCGCACGGAAUCCGAAAUGGAGAAAUACAUGCUGACGCUGCGGGACGAAAACCGCUAUCACGAGGACAUUUUUGGCAUCACCCUACGUACGGCUGAGAUCCACAACAAGUCACGUGCCACUGCCCGCAUUCGUAUGGCUUCCCAGCCGUAAGCGUUUGAACCGGACAGUGGCUUCACCAGUGUUGGGCGACCCUUUUAUGCAGCAAUGACGCACUCGGAAGCAAUAUAGCGGACUUUAAGCAACAAGUUUAGAUGAAUGCGAAAACGUUGGUUUUUGAAGAAACAGAAACAUUUGUUUCAAUGUUUCCUCCACUCUCAACACCACUGAGUCGCAACGAAUAUAAGGCGAAGACGAAAAGUGUAAGUGUGUUGUAAUGUCUCCUUUUCCCUCUCCCCAGGGUAGCGAGACAGUUUCCCAAUUCUACAUUUAACAAGCAGUUGAUAAGAAAACGAAAACAUUUGAGCACUUCUUUGCUACAACUCCAAUACUGCAGUUAAGUCACUCUCAACGGAGUGUUGGGGAAAGUGUACCAACAAAAUCAUUCAAAUCUUAUUGCUUAAACUGCACAUAACUAGCACCCCCUUUCGCCUUUCGAGUGCAAGUAUAUUGAGAGCGCGUACUCCAAUUGCACCCACACUUUUUCUCUCAUCUCUAAACUCUACCGACCUCUGCAUCUGGAUGUUUUUAUGAGUGUUUAAUAAAUGCACCGCCACGAUCACAUGUUGUUGUGCGCGUUCUCUCGAUGGCAUCGUGGCAAAUGUUGUAAAAGGCAAUACAUUUACAUUAGAUACAAUUUUAAAUACAUCGAAAGCAAAUUGUGAAACAUACACACACAGCAAAUACGCAAUCACGCUCUGCACCAAGCUCUGCUACACAUAGCUGCUGCUCCUGUACUUGUGUGCACCUUUUUCCGAACCGAAAAGCAAAGACAAAACACCGCACUAGAAGGUUUUUAAGAUGGGAAGUUAACAAAACGUUUUCACUGUUAAAUUUUAUCAAACCAAACUCUAAGCUAAACUCUAUCUCUCUCCCUCUCUCGAAUGUGUGAAAUAUAAGCUAGAUGCGGUGCUAUUAUAGAAAGCUGCUGCUGGUGGUGGUGAUAUGGUGAAUGUUAUUCAAACCCAAGGGGUGUGUGUGUGUUUGUGUUUUUUGGUGUGUGCGUGCGCUAGGAUAGGAAAUCCAUCAACUGAACAAAUGAAACAAUUUCGAACCGAUGUCUUAUAAUAGAUAGUUACGUUUCCGGCAAACAAACCUCUCAAACUAAAAAAAAAACAAGAAGAAACAAAACACAAGCUUUCAAAUGCACACAAAACUAGUUAAACAAAACGAAUGAACUAAGAUGCAGGUGAAUGCGAGGCGAAAGUCCUUUGACGUGAAACUGAUGAAUGUGAUCAAACUGGUAGCAAGGGUGUGGCAAACCGGUGGGAGAAGACGGCAUUGUAUUUAGAACGAGCAAGGAGUAGAAGGAAAGGAUGGAAAGAGAUAAAUAUAAGUGCAGUUUUUUAUUGUUUGUUUGCAAAUAUAUUAAUCAUCAUCAUA
Messenger RNA from Anopheles gambiae (African malaria mosquito), 6401 nucleotides. RefSeq names its product nitric oxide synthase (gene Nos). The record is from RefSeq and is a predicted model, not a curated record. The transcript has 22 exons. Lineage: Eukaryota; Metazoa; Arthropoda; Insecta; Diptera; Culicidae. Gene Ontology annotation, molecular function: calmodulin binding; flavin adenine dinucleotide binding; FMN binding. Bases 888 to 5012 code for a protein of 1374 amino acids. Gene Ontology annotation, biological process: nitric oxide biosynthetic process.